AUGUGCUCUACAAAUAUAUUUUUAUUUUUCUUUUCAAUAGUCGUGUGUAUUUGGGAUAAAAUGUCUGACAUAUUUUGUUCACAAAAUCUCUGUUUAAAAUCAAUAAGCUAUGAUACAACUACACCUGAACGAUUUUCCAGCCGACACUUUCAAGGGUUCUAUAUACGAAAAGGCGGACCGAUUGGCAUCAAGAGAACACGAUGCUAG
Molecule: messenger RNA, 207 nt
Organism: Cotesia congregata
Lineage: Eukaryota; Metazoa; Arthropoda; Insecta; Hymenoptera; Braconidae
Source: the annotation of a GenBank genome assembly